Molecule: messenger RNA, 4353 nt
Organism: Malassezia restricta
Lineage: Eukaryota; Fungi; Basidiomycota; Malasseziomycetes; Malasseziales; Malasseziaceae
Product: endosomal peripheral membrane protein
Exons: 1
Coding region: 1-4353 (1450 amino acids)
Source: RefSeq, a predicted model, not a curated record
AUGCCACAGCGGAUUGCGCUGGAGCUGCAGGCGCUUGUCGCCGAGACGCGACGCAAGUAUCCGGAUGUUAGACAGAGCGCCGACCACUUGCUGGCACAAUGGCAGGCUGAUGCAGAUCGUACUGUGUCGGAGCUGCAGUCUUGCAAGGAUCCAUCGUCCCAUGCCCUCUUGCAGAUGAUUGUGUUGGCUUGUGAGACACGCUCCCCGAAGGUAAUUCAGCUGGCUCUGUCGCUCCUGCAAAGCAGUAUACCACUCCGUAUUUUACCGGACACGUCGCUUGCUACAGUGAUCGAUACGCUACAUACGCUUCUCUCUGCACCCGGACGAACAGACGUCGAUGUACAGCUCAAGAUCCUCCAAAUUGUCUCAUCCCUCCUCGUAACGUAUGCCAAUGUGACAUCAGAGCUGCUGUCGCGUGCUCUCAUGCUCUGUUUCACGCUAUACGAGCACUCGCGCGUCGUUGUCGUAAGUUCCACCGCCGCUGCGAUGCUCCGGCAGAACGUCAUGGUGGUGUUUGAAAAGGUACAAAGCGAGGACCAAUCCUUCGACGCCAUUCAGAACGAAGACGCAGCUGUGAAUGCACCUCUGCCCGUGGGUACAGCCGAACUGCCCAGUGGUCCUGUGACACUCUUUCCGUGUGCCGCCGAUGUGUAUCAUUUGCUAAACGACUUGUGUGCGUUGGCCGAUGGACAGCCAGCCCAAUUUUUGCCACUCGACACCCUGUCCAAGCCUUUCGUGCUGGAGCUUUUGGAGAGUGUGCUGACGACUCAAUCCUCCCUCUUCCAGCGGCACCCGGAACUCGUGUACAUAUUGCGGAGUGCCGCCUGUCCCUUUUUACUCAAGGCACUCAGCAAGCCACCGGCCUCGUUUUCUGUAUACAUUCGCGUUAUGCGACUGGUAGCACUAUUACUUUGUGAGUAUCACAAGGAAAUUGUGCUCGAAGUCGAAAUGCUCCUGCGAGCCCUCUUGGACACACUCGACGAAAAGCAUGCGCUUUGGCAACGGGUCUUGGCCUGGGAAACCAUGCGCUCGCUAAGCGCAGACAGCGCUUUUCUGACCUUUUUGUGGGAUCAAUUUGAUGGACAGGCAGAGCCUAUCUGCGUAUUAGGAAGGCUCGUCGAGUGUGUGCAGCAGUUUUCCCGAAGGCUACGUUCGACACUCGUCGUGGACGACGCAUUAGCUGCGGCGCUUGAACAGCGCCCAGACGUGCCACACACACCGACGAUGCACUCCACACAUACGAUGUAUGAUGUCGCUAUGGCAGGCAUGCGUAGUGCCGCGGAAGGACUGCUCAGCUCGAAAGCCGAGAUGCUUGUGGAGACAAGUGAGCCGCAUGUGCCGCUCCUGGAUCAGCUCGAUAAGACGGAUGCGCCCGUGCCUGGAUCGAGUGCUUUGCCGACCACCUAUCUUCCGUGUCUUGUUUUGCAAUCGCUUGUGCGUUUGUCGCAUAACCUUGCCGAGGCGCAACAGGCUGCGAUAUUUGCCGCUUAUACCCGACCCAUCAAUGAAGGACUCACUGUGUUUUUGACAGUGCAGGGGGCCGAUCUGUUCUUUGAGCAGACGCUCGAUGCGCUCGUGCACAUGGCCUGUGCCGCAGGCGUGGCGCAGUGUGCCACAGAACGCGAUUUGAUCCUUGCUACGCUGUGUGACCUGGCCGUGCCAAGUGCUGCGUACAGUGGCCAGGCGUUGGGUACUCGAAAUCUCGGGGCGCAGGCUGCUCUGGCGUACGUUUGUGCGUCUCUGGGCCAGCAUCUCGGGUCACGAUGGCGAGCUCUUCUCCAAUGUGUGUGCCAAGCACUUGUAUGCCUUCGUAAGGGCGACGAUGAAACGGUGCAUACGCCGGCAGAGACGCUGCGAUGGCCCGAUGACAAGCCCAGUUGGCUGGCGCCUUCGACGAUCGAGUCUCUCGGGCGGCUGCUGCGCGGCGUCUUUGUAUCAGCUGCCAACCUCGACCAUGAGGGGAUGGAUACAUUUGCGGGUAUUUUCACACAAUUGAUUGCGGAUCGGUCGCGCGGGACACAUGAUGCGACGUCGCACAUGAUGCUGAUCGAAUGGGAGCGAUUUGUGCGCGCUGCGGCGCCGCGUAUCGUCGAACGCAUGCCCGAGGGACCUUGGUCAUCCAUGCACGUGCUGAUGCGCUUGCUGUGGGACGAGCGCAUGACGCCUGUGCGUCGCAUUGAUAUAGCACAGGUGUGCGACGCCUGUAUCUAUACCUUGUGGUGCACGCCGCUUAUGGACAAUGGCGAGCAGCCACAGGAGAUGCUCAGGGCUUUGGCGCGCCAAGGUAUACUGGAACGACGCACAGGGUCUACGGAUGUAUCGGUACGGAACGCUGCGCUCAGCACGCUGCAUCGCAUCCUUGAGUCGCAAGUACAUAUGCUGAGACGCACGAGCUAUGGGUGGGAGCACGUCUUUGCGAUGUGUGAGGCAGCCGCGAAGGACGCCAGUGCUAUCCGCGCCUCUGGCGCUGCGCCUAUGCCUCUACUGCGCACUGCUUUUGCAUGCAUGCAGUCCGUGUGUGCUUCGUACUUACCCAUGCUCAACGACGCAGAGUUGGUGCUGUGCAUCAAUGCGCUGCCGAGCUUUAGCAUGCAGACGGAGGACGUGGCGAUGGCCCUCCAAGCGAAUGGCACGCUGUGGGACUUGACAGAGAGCAUUGAGCGCCGUGAUCGUGAGCAGGCAGUCGAGCUGUGGCUGGUGUUACUACAGCGCCUGCGCGACGUGGCACAGGUGCCACAGGCGAAUAUGGCCGAAUGUGCGCUAGCCAACUUAUUUCAGGUGCUGCUGCAGUACCACUUGUCUUUUCGUGCAGAGGACUGGAUACGCGUGCUCUCCGAUGUACUGCUUCCUCUCGUUGAGGGCGAACACGCACCGGCACGCGCUUUUCAUGGCACUGCCCGCGUCGUGGCAAUGGUGCCAGCGUUGCGAACGGAUCCUGCGUGGCCUGCCAUGUGGGCGCGCUGGCUCCACGCCAUGGAAGAGACUGUGGCGCGUGAGCCUUCGGAUGACGUGAUGCGUGUCAUGCUGGAGGCCCUGCACAGCGUACUGCAUCUGCAAGACGAUACACAGGCAUGGUGGCACGAGGCAUGGCCGACAGUGCUGCGCCUGUGUGAUACCCAAGCUCGCAUGUCCAUGCCGGAUCUGGGUCUCCUGGCUGAUAUGCUGUACAUGCUGUUUGUAAAGCGGUCCCGUGUGGAUGAGUCUGCCUCUAUGCUUCAUGCGCUUCAUAGCUGCAUGCGCCGCGGACUCAGCGUGGCCGAUGCGCUCUCUCUGUCCCAUCUUCGAGAGCUCGUGAGACAUGUGCAGGCUUCCUUUGACUUUCUGGCCACGCAGACCACGGUGCGGCCGAAAGUACUCGAUGAACUCGUGCGGUGUACCGAUAUGGCCUACGCCGCAUCUUUACAUGCCAAACAUGUGCGCAUGCAAGCACUAUACACAGAGCUCACAGGCGAGUGGAUGGCUCAAUGGUUGCGUAUUCUCGAGCAAGAGGCAGGCACCCCAGACGCAUGCCUGGCCUCUAUGCUUCGCGUGCUUGUGAGGCCGCUCAAGGCGUGCCCGGAGCCCGGUGUGCCGAGCGCAUGGUGUGUCGUGUGCAGAGCUUUGGUGCGGAUCGCAGAAUAUGGAACCGAGGUCGAGACAGAAGAGUAUUGGCAUACCUUAUUUGAUGCCAUGGCCACGGCCAUGUGUGCAGAUGCGCAUAGUAUGCCCACGGACGAAGAGGAUGCAUGUGCGCUCCAUCUCUUGGCGUGCUUGGAACAUGUCUUACCCAAGGCAGGAGCUCAGCAAGCGGCGCAGCCGGCCUUGACGCAGUUCCUGCCUCGUGCACUAGAAGCGACGCACUUGUACGCGGCAUGGGGCACGCUGACGCAGCCGUGCCAGCCAACGCCCCGCGAGCGUAUGGUCUACGAGACGUGGCACGUACUUUUUCGCCAAUGCUCCUCGACAUCGACGCCUGGUGGCAAGGCUAUCGCUGUGCGUCUCUUGCCCAUGAUCGUGGCGCGAUGUCAGUGUAUCUUGCAAGCAUUCAUGGACGAUGCCCGGAUCCGCGGCAGCAUACCUCUCCCGCGUGUGCGUGUAGAAGAAGCCAAUUUCCUUUUGCGAGCUCUUCUGACACUUCGUGCGCCUACACACGUGUACCAAGGUCAUGCGUACGCUGCAGAUGCUCAUCUCUUCGUGUUAAGUCAUGUCCUGGACGAUAUUGCGACCGCACGCGCUGAUGCUUGUCUGCAGAUCGCUCAUGUCGGCACGUCGCUGCCGCCGAUACCACCUGCCAUCCCAGCGAACAGCCCAGACACCUGCCCCCAGGCCUUGGCCGCCGCCGGAGUGGCACGCCGCACGGCUUUACUCACGUGA